AGAGCGGGAAGUGAGGUACCCUCGGGUUCCAGACUGCGGCGGCCUUUCCAGAUGAGGGACCUGGUUGGUGCCAUUGGUGACGGCCAGCUUCUCUAUUCAGGCACCAGCCCUAGCUAGGAGAAGACCCCCCCAAAUUCUGCUGGCCUAUGGAAGUGAGCUGAGGCGGAUCUCCAAGUAGCCGGCACAGAUCGAAAGAUCCGAGCCGCGGAGGGAAGCUCCGCCCCUAGGCGGGGUCGUGAAGUCUUGCCUGGCUGGGAGAAACCCGAAGGGGCCGCCCCGGGGCGGAGCCCGGUAGCCAUGGCCGCGCCCCCGGGGGCAGGUCCCGCUUCUCUGCGCUUCGCAGCCGCAGCCAGCUGGCGAGUCGUGUGCGGACGCUACGUGGAACAUUUCCCACGAGUACUAGAGUUUCUGCGAUCCCUGCGCGCAGCGGCCCCUGGCUUGGUUCGCUACCGGCACCAUGAACGCCUGUGCAUGGGCCUAAAGGCCAAGGUGGUGGUAGAGCUGAUCCUGCAGGGUCGGCCUUGGGCCCACGUCCUGAAUGCCUUGAAUCACCAUUUCCCGGAGUCUGCACCUGUAGUGCGGGACCCCAAAGCUACAAAGCAGGAUCUGAGGAAGAUUUUGGAGGCACAGGAAACAUUUCGCCAGCAGGUGAAGCAGCUGUCGGAGACCCCUGUGGAUUUGGCCUCGAAGCUGCAGGAACUUGAACAAGAAUAUGGGGAACCCUUUCUGGCUGCCAUGGAAAAGCUGUUUUUUGAAUACUUGUGUCAGUUGGAAAAAGCACUGCCUGCACUGCAGGCACAGCAGCUUCAGGAUGUGCUGAGUUGGAUGCAGCCUGGAGCUUCUAUCACCUCUUCUCCUGCCUUGAGCCAAUAUGGUGUGGACAUGGGAUGGCCACUUCCAGAGUGCUCUGUUACUGAUUCACUGAAUCUGACAGAGCCCAGGGAACAGACUCCUUCUCAGCAACCAAGACUAAUACUCCACAAUCCUCUACCAAAAGCCAAGCCUGACCCAUACUUUCCUCAGGGACCAGCUUCAAGAAAGCACCCAGAACCUCUAACUGGACACCACUUCAAUCUGGUCCCACUAGGCCGACGAAGAGUCCAGUCCCGAUGGGCAUCCACUAGGGGAGGACAUAAGGAGCGCCCCACGGUCAUGCUGUUCCCCUUUAGGAGUCUGGGCUCACCAACCCAGGUCAUAUCUAACCCUGAGAACAGGGAAGAGCAUGGAAUACAUGCAGCAGAUCCAGCAGGUUUUGUGGGUACAAGAGCAGCCUUUUCUGGAAAGUCUACAAGUCCAUCCCAGACCCUGGGGGCAAGAGUUCUGAAAGAGAACCCAGUUGACUUGUCUGCCUCAAAACGAAAGGAGAAUUGUUUGGAUUGCUACAUGGACCCCCUGAAACUAUCGUUAUCACCUCCUAAGACCAGAAAGAAAGCUUGUCCUCCGUCCCUGUGCAGCUCUGUCAUUACCAUAGGGGACUUGGUUUUGGACUCUGAUGAGGAAGAUAAUAGCCAGAAGGAAGGAAAGGAGUCUCUGGAAAACUAUCAGAAGACAAAGUUUGACACCCUGAUCCCCACCUUCUGUGAAUACUUCCCCCCUUCUGGCCCCAGUGCCAUGCCUGUCCCUUCCCAUGACCAUAUAGAUAGCUCUAAACCCCUAUAAUAGGAAAGGAAUGCUCUCUGUCCUCUGCCCAUCUCCUGUCUCCUCAGCUCUGCAAGCAAUUUAGUGGAAAUGAAAUGGAAGCCCAGGCUUGGUUUGACUACAAUGCUAAAUACUU
Molecule: messenger RNA, 1774 nt
Organism: Cynocephalus volans (Philippine flying lemur)
Lineage: Eukaryota; Metazoa; Chordata; Mammalia; Dermoptera; Cynocephalidae
Gene: TINF2
Product: TERF1 interacting nuclear factor 2
Exons: 9
Coding region: 298-1659 (453 amino acids)
Biological process (GO): regulation of telomere maintenance via telomere lengthening; telomere capping
Cellular component (GO): shelterin complex
Molecular function (GO): telomeric repeat DNA binding
Source: RefSeq, a predicted model, not a curated record